CAUCGAAGUAUGUGAUCACUGCCGAGACUGAAUCGUAUUCGGUGCGCGGAAAAAUACUUAAAAAACAUUUAAUGUGUGAAAAGCUAUGGAUAGAUUGUUUUUACUUUUAAUUGUAGUUAUACCUUAUGUAGUUUGCGACAACAUCAACAUCAAGACAUACUAUGAAACUGACCUUGAUACAUCAAACUUUUUUCAUGAUCACAAAAAUCUGACGUAUCUGUGUGAUAAGCUUGGGGAGUUCUAUGAAGAGAAAAAUGAUCAAUUUACAUUGCCCAAAUGUAUUCGCUUCAAAUCGACACAAAUACUCUAUUGUCAUGGUGAAAUGAUCAAUUUCCGGAACUAUACAAAUAAGCCAAAACUCGAGAGAAUUGAGCACUUAGUCAUCUGUUAUCACAACACGUCAACAUUCGAUUUAAGUUUGUUGAAAUACUUUAAGAAAGUUAGGAAUCUUCAUAUAGGAUAUAGUUCAUUUAAUAGGUUUUUAGGAAAGUUUCCUCGAUUAGAGCAGCUAACGUUCAUCAAUAUCACAAGAAGUGAGCUUUUUAGUCUCAAAUCAGACGUAUUCAGUGAUUUACCAGCUAUAGAAAAAAUUGAUUUGAGGUACAAUCAGCUACAUAUCAUUGAGAAGCCAUCAUUCGACAGCGCACGUGAGCAAGUGAAAGUCAAACUAUUUGGAAACUUGUGGAAUUGCAGUCAAGCAAAAGUAAUUAAAUGGAUUGCUGGAAAUGAUCCAAAAGUUGAUGUUGAGGAUAAAAAGUCGCUAAAUUGUUCUGAUGCGAAAUUUCGUGCACGACCAUUAUUUACUGUAAUGAGCUAUAAAAUUGCACUAGCAAAAGUAUGUAAAGAAGAUUUAAAGGAUAUAAGGAACUGUUCAUGUCAUAUAAGCUAUUUGAGGUAUGAAGAGGAAUCACACGACUUUAAACCUGUCAUUUCUGUAAAUUGUAGUCACAAGGGAUUCUUCAACUUUCCAGGACGCCUACCUGAAUAUACAAAUUCACUCUAUUUCGACCGUAACAACAUUACAUCCCUCGAUGCUUUAUGUUUCAAAAAUUCAACAUACAACGACGUUCAUGACAUUUAUCUCGACUAUAAUCAAAUUAGAGAUGUCUCAGUACUUGAUAAUUGUCAAUGGUUUGAGAACUUUCGUGUGCUUAAUCUUAAAGGAAAUUUAUUAGAGCGUAUUCCUGUCUUUGCAUUUAUUAAUAGCUUCGAAAAGAGUCAUCAUGCCACAAAGUUAUAUCUCUCAGAAAAUAAUUGGAUCUGCUCGUGUCGCUACAUGCCAAGAUUACUGAAAUUGUGUCAAAAAUAUGACAUAAUUAUAGACAAAAGGAAAUUGCUGUGCCAUAAUGACAGAAAUGAUCCAGAACUUAAUGGCAGAUUAAUAAUGGAACUGACCAAAAGUGAUGUCUGCAAAGCACAUAAUCUCAUACUUAAUACAUACGAAAUAAUGUCUAUAAUAUUCUCAAUUCUUAUUGUACUAAUUCUUGUUAAUCUCUUAUUCGAUUAUUAUCGAUAUAAGAAAAGUGGAAAGUUGCCAUGGAUUGUGCUGCAUACGCCGCUUUUUUAGAAGUCUAUCUUGUAAAUGAGAAGUUUCUUUUAAAAAAA
Messenger RNA from Chironomus riparius, 1605 nucleotides. The record is from the annotation of a GenBank genome assembly. Lineage: Eukaryota; Metazoa; Arthropoda; Insecta; Diptera; Chironomidae.